AUGGAAUCGGAUGAUGAUUUCAUGACCGAUGUGUCUAGCCAUGAGGAGGAUGGUAUGGGCACACAGGGCAGUGACGAGGAGAGCAUUGGUGAAGGUACGUUGUGGCUGUCAGAUGACUUUGGUGGAGUGGUGAUUACUGAUACGUCGCUUGCUUCAGAGGAUUUUGGCGAUGACUUCGAUACCGGAUUCUCCAAUGACAAGGAUAUCGUGAAGAAAACCAAGAAGCCAUAUGAGGUCGACUUCAAGGUCCUGAGCCCCGCAGACAUCGAACGGGAGCAAAACCAGCAGAUCAACGAAGUCUCGCAAAUCUUGGGUCUCCCGCCAGAGUCGACUGCGAUACUGUUGCGCUUUGCACGAUGGAACCGGGAGAAGUUGAUCGAGUCUUACAUGGAACACCCCGAGGAGACAUUGGAAGAGGCUGGCCUGGGACAGAACUUUGAGGGGGAACCCAAGACUGAGGUCAUUCCCGGCUUCAUGUGCUCGAUUUGCUGUGAGGAUGGAGACGACUUGGAAACGUAUGCGAUGCGGUGCGGUCACCGUUUCUGCGUCGACUGUUUCAGGCAGUACCUUGCACAGAAGAUCAAGGAGGAGGGUGAAGCAGCCAGGAUACAGUGCCCGCAGGACAACUGUCACCGUAUCGUGGAUUCCAAGUCUCUGAACUUGCUCGUUACGGAUGAUCUCAAGGAACGAUACCAAACGCUCCUUACUCGGACCUACGUUGAUGACAAGGAAAACCUGAAGUGGUGUCCCGCCCCGAACUGCGAGUAUGCAAUCGACUGUCCGGUGAAACCUAGGGAGCUGAACAGAACGGUGCCCACAGUACAAUGCGCAUGCAGUCACAGCUUCUGUUUUGGCUGUUCUCUGGCUGACCACCAGCCGCCACCUUGCUCUCUGGUCAAGAUGUGGUUGAAGAAAUGUGAAGACGACUCAGAGACAGCGAACUGGAUUGCUGCCAACACCAAGGAGUGUCCGAAGUGCCAUUCCACCAUCGAGAAAAACGGUGGGUGCAACCACAUGACAUGCCGAAAGUGCAAGCACGAAUUCUGCUGGAUGUGCAUGGGACUCUGGUCCGAGCAUGGCACAAGCUGGUAUAACUGCAAUCGGUAUGAAGAGAAAUCCGGCGCGGAGGCUCGGGACGCUCAAGCCCGGUCCCGAGCAUCCUUAGAACGGUACCUGCACUACUACAAUCGAUAUGCGAACCACGAGCAGUCUGCGAAGCUCGAUAAGGAUCUGUAUCUCAAAACGGAGAAGAAGAUGACGAGUCUGCAGUCUCAGUCGGGCAUGUCGUGGAUUGAGGUCCAAUUCCUUAGCACCGCCUCCCAAGCUCUCCAACAAUGCCGCCAGACCUUGAAGUGGACCUAUGCCUUUGCCUAUUAUCUUGCCCGGAACAACCUGACGGAGAUCUUCGAAGACAACCAAAAGGACCUGGAGAUGGCGGUGGAAAGUUUGAGUGAGAUGUUUGAGAAGCCCAUCUCGGAGCUUGCGGAGCUCAAGGUGGAUAUCCUCGACAAGACGGCAUACUGCAACAAACGCCGUAUCAUCCUGUUGAGCGACACUGCGGAGAAUUUGAAGAAUGGGGAAUGGGAAUUCAAUGUGAAGAUAUAG
Molecule: messenger RNA, 1605 nt
Organism: Rasamsonia emersonii CBS 393.64
Lineage: Eukaryota; Fungi; Ascomycota; Eurotiomycetes; Eurotiales; Trichocomaceae
Product: RING finger protein
Exons: 3
Coding region: 1-1605 (534 amino acids)
Biological process (GO): positive regulation of proteasomal ubiquitin-dependent protein catabolic process; ubiquitin-dependent protein catabolic process; protein polyubiquitination
Cellular component (GO): cytoplasm; ubiquitin ligase complex
Molecular function (GO): ubiquitin conjugating enzyme binding; zinc ion binding; ubiquitin protein ligase activity
Source: RefSeq, a predicted model, not a curated record